UUCAGACGUCCAGGGGCAGCUGAGCGGUAUCAUUGGAGAGCUUGCUGCAGAAGGAGCAGGUAGUGCUCCCAGACAGCUGGAAAUGACAAGGUUCUCCUAAGGCCUCCCAUUCCACCACCUGGCCAUGAAGAGCCGCCCCUCGGUGUCCAUUGUCCACACUCCCAGGAUGUUCGGUAUACUGCUCCUCGCUGUUUCCCUGAAUGCUCAGAAUGAAAGCUGGGACAGUCCUAUCUGCACCGAGGGCAUAUUGUCUGUGCCUAGAGGUAGUCGUACAGUGAUGACCUGCAACAUCUCUAACACCUUCACUGAUGUCUCCAUCUGGCUGAUUGCCAAUGGAAAGGAGACGGCCAUCUUCAAAAAGGAGCCCCAAGGAAACUUCCACUGGAGUGGGUGGGACCUCCAAGUCCAAGGGGGCCAGGCACAGCUUGUGAUCAAAGACACCCAGGACAGCCACACAGGGCUGUACUUGUGGCAGCUGCAUGGAUGCCAGAAAGUUUUCAGAAACAUCACCCUGAAUGUUUCAGAGCCUUUAAACAAGGAUGAGGCCACAGACACGAGGCUAUCCACAUCCCCCCCAGAUCCGGUCAAGAGCCCUCAGCAAGAGGCCAGGCCCAAGACCCUUGUGGGAGUCGUGGUCACUGUCGUCCUGAUCUUGGGACUCGCAGGAAUCAGCGCAGUAAUCUGCUACAGGCACCACCAUUCCUAGAAGCCCCAGUAGAUGUGUUCGUCAGUGCCUGACUUGAGAUAAAAAAGCUCUAAGUCUGUGGGCCAGUGGAACCUAAAGGAACUGCCUGCUUAGCUGAUUCCAGAGAGAGGCCACCAGCACGGGCUUGUCAUAUUCUAGCCCUUGGCGGCCUCUAUGACCCUCUGGAACCCAAACACUAUGGAACCGUUAUCACAUGCUUGGGAGAGCAAAAGACUGUUCAUGUUUGCUGGGCACAAAGGACCUCUCCCCAAGGAUGAUGCAACCCUUGGCUCUGUGCAGAGAAGGAGACAAUGACUCUCUGGGGAAGAGUCUUGGAAGCUAGAAAACAGUUUGGGCGUCUCUCCGUCACAUGAACAAGAGUACAGCCUCUGGACUGUGGUCUUCAGUCAUCUGAUCAGCUCCUUAACUCUUUCCAAAAUUGAGGACUUUCCAGUCUGUGCAGCCCUUGACCCUCAGUGUCCCCAUUCUCUGCCUCUUACAAAGGCCUGGGCUCCUUUUCUUCUGCUGAGACACUGAGGUCAGAGUCUCUCCACUACCCAAAGAUCUCCAGUGCAAGUCUAGGGCUGCACCAAGAUUUGCUUCAAGUAGGACUUGGGCACACACCUGCUUUCUGACUCACAAUAGUAACAAGUUUGGGAAACCCAGGUGUUAAGUUCCAGGGGCCAAAAUAGGAAGAUUGGAAGUCUGAGAUGAACCAUCAUCCCACUCUGACACUGGAAGGUAGAGCACCCUCAGGACAGGGGUCUAUGGAAGGGUGUAAGUGUUUGCUGACAGGUAUUGCUCUCCAAGGGAAGAUGGCCAGCUCUGGGACUCCCCAGGGACCCCUCUUCAGCAGACCCCCAGCCCCGACUCCCUGAUUCAUAUCCAUGACCGACUGUUCUUUCCUGACCUUUUGUCUUGGUUACA
Molecule: messenger RNA, 1612 nt
Organism: Onychomys torridus (southern grasshopper mouse)
Lineage: Eukaryota; Metazoa; Chordata; Mammalia; Rodentia; Cricetidae
Product: secreted and transmembrane protein 1A-like
Exons: 6
Coding region: 125-706 (193 amino acids)
Biological process (GO): immune response
Molecular function (GO): cytokine activity
Source: RefSeq, a predicted model, not a curated record